Vollenhovia emeryi is the source of this 1308-nucleotide messenger RNA. RefSeq lists its product as uncharacterized. Bases 155 to 1138 code for a protein of 327 amino acids. Gene Ontology annotation, biological process: detection of chemical stimulus involved in sensory perception of smell; sensory perception of smell. The transcript is spliced from 6 exons. Lineage: Eukaryota; Metazoa; Arthropoda; Insecta; Hymenoptera; Formicidae. Gene Ontology annotation, cellular component: plasma membrane. Gene Ontology annotation, molecular function: odorant binding; olfactory receptor activity. The record is from RefSeq and is a predicted model, not a curated record.
UAUCUUAAGAGUGUUAGGCGUUUGGCCGAAUAAUAACGAAACGAAACAGAACAAAUUAACAUCUAAUAUACGUACGUUUCUUAUAUUAAACGUUCCACUCUGUUGCUGCUUCAUUCCAACUAUACAUUCUUUGCUCAAAGUGUGGGGCGAUUUAAUGUCUACGAUUGAUAAUCUGCAAUACACUUUGCCAUUUUUGAUGGCACUAAUAAAACUUUCUUUUGUAUGGCUAAGACAAAAAGAUGUUCUUCCGCUUUUAAACAUGAUUAAGGACGAUUGGCUAAAGUCGAAAAUAGCGCAAGAAAGAGCCGUUAUGAUAAAACACGCGCGAAUAGCACGUCUAUUCACGAUACUAGGAUAUUUUAUGAUGUCGGCAUCUUUUAUUUUGGCUGUGAUUCUUCCAAUUUUCGGCAUUUCAAUGAGAUACUUAACAAAUAAAACAGAUCCUGGCAAAUUACUACCGAUGCAAACGUAUUAUAUUUACGAUCGCGAUAGAAGUCCAAUUUACGAAAUAACUUAUGUCCUGCAGAGUUUCGGUUUGCUGGCGGUCGGUGCUAUGUACUCUAGUGUAGACAGUUUCUUAAGUAUGCUCAUUUUUCACGUGUGUGGUCAGCUGGAAAAUCUCAAGAUGCGUAUCAUCCAUCUGGAUAAAUUUCAAAAUUUUGAGAUUGCUCUAUCGCACAGCGUGCAGGAUCACAUACGUCUUAUCAGAUUUAUUAAUAAGAUUGACGAUAUAUUUACAGUAAUACUACUUGGUGCGCUGUUUUACUUCGGCAUACUAUUUGCGUUUUAUGGUUUUUUAGUGGGCACUAUGGUGACUCAAGGUUACAGUCUGUCGGUGCCACGUUUAAUUUUCGUUAUAACGACAUCUGUCAAUACAUUUGCACACACAUGUCUCUAUUGCACUGUAGGAGAAAUUUUGGUUGCACAAUGUGAAGGAGUUUACGAUGCCGCAUGCAAAUACAAAUGGUACAAGUUGGAACCAACGAAAGCAAGGAACAUAAUGAUCAUAAUGAUGCGGGCCAACAAAUCAUUAUGCCUUACCGCAGGAAGACUGUUUCCGAUGACGAUGUCCACGUUUUGUAACUUGUUAAAGACAUCGGGCGGCUAUAUAUCCGUUUUGCUGGCACAUCAACAAUAAAAACAGAAACCUACAAAAAUGUGAGAUAAAAACUUGAGUUUAAAUUCUCAUAUCGGGAAAUAACAAUUGAUAUAACUAUGUACUGAUUUAGUCACGUAAUUUCAAUUAAAAAAUAAAUAUAAAAAUGAUUAAAUUUACUAUUAUAAGAUAUACAUGUCUUAUUUACUUGU